Molecule: messenger RNA, 3078 nt
Organism: Trichobilharzia regenti
Lineage: Eukaryota; Metazoa; Platyhelminthes; Trematoda; Strigeidida; Schistosomatidae
Source: the annotation of a GenBank genome assembly
AUGUAUUACACUGCUUACUGAGACAUCUGGUACCUGCUUUCCGAUCUUCGUGACAAGAACACAGUUUAUCUAGGUUUACCUACAUAUACAUGAGUAUACGUAUUUGCUGCAUCAACCAUGCCAUUUUUGUCAUGAUUAGCCAGACCACUGUCUAUAUUAUACUUAUUUAAGGAUCUCUGAAAAUAAUGGUCAAGCGAUAAUUGAAGUUGCGUGAAGUUAUUACCUCUUCAGGACAUUGUUUGCAUUCUUGAUACUCCUGAGAGGUCCUUAGAUAGUAAUUUGGCAUGAAUUCGUUGAAUUCAGCAAAUAAAUCCACUGCUAUAUCAUUUCUUUCCUGAGCUGUAAUCAUUUGUGUUGUCAGUUAUCUCUCCAAUUUGAUAAAACGCCCACGGAAAUUCAGAACUUAACCAAGCAGCAAAAUGAUGUUUGAAAUUACCUCAACUCGAAUGACAAACUGGCCAAUCACAAGCGAGCGAAUCGCUUGUUUAUCUCAUUCGCGGUCACUCAAAAUUACGUCCGUCGACAGGCUGCCUUGAAUUUUUGCGCACAUUAUGUCAUUGACGUAACUGGACAAUUGCUUGACUGUUUUUAAAAUGCAACAACAGGAUCAAUUUAGAGUGGCGGUUGUUGGUGGAGGCGUUGGUGGUGCAAGCUCAGCGUAUUAUUUACGACAGUUAUUUGGUAAUAAGGUUUCUAUUACACUUUUUGAACAAUCUGGACGUAUUGGUGGUCGAAUGAAAACAGUACCUUUUUGUGGGGAUAUGUGGGAAUCAGGAGCAAGUGUUUUUCAUUCUAGUAAUCAUUAUAUGAUGUCAUUUGCUAAAAAAUUCAAAAUUCCUUUCAGUCGUCUUGGUGAAGCUGAUCGGCGUAUAUUUUUCUAUGGUGAACAAUAUAAAUCAAUAUUUUCUAAUAUUAAUGACAGCUUUACAUUUCUAACACCAUUCCGUUUAUUUUGGCAUUAUGGAGUAAGCAUACUCAACGGAAGACUAUAUACGGCGUCUAAAGUUGAACUAUUCACCAGGAUAUAUAGCUUACAAAAUAAUGGUAAUUGUUACACUACUCCAGCAUUACUUUUGAAGGCAUUAUCUGAAGACUUUGUAGAAAUGACAAAGUACACUUAUGCAGAUUGGUUGCGUAAAAAAUUGAGAGUUGGGGAGAAGUAUAUAAAUGAAUUCGCAUUUGGCAUACUUUCAAACAAUUAUUGUCAGAGUUUGGAUACUCAUGCCUUUGUUGGUUUGAUAUCUUCAGCGUGUACAGUAUCUGACGUAUUCACUAUUGAUGGAGGAGUUGAACAAAUUCCACAAAAAUUAGUUGAAACCGCCUUAGCCGAUAAUCCAACUGAUGCACCAAAACAGUUAGUACACGCUACUGUCAAAAAGAUCACGAGAAUGGAUAAUAAUCGAUUAUGCUUGUCCUAUGAGUUAGCUGAUACAAAGCAGACUGAAGAAUCUUCAUUCGACUAUGUAAUUUUAUCAAUGCCACUGCAUCAAGAAUCUAAACUGGCUACAUCUGAUGAUAUAAAGUUGCCUCAAAUAAAAUAUCAUGAAAUGUGUCGAACACUUUUAACUGGUAGCAUCAAUUAUUCACUGUUUGGCUUGCCUCAAAAACCUUUGGGAGAUAAUCAAAUUGUAUCGUUUCUUCCGGUGGCAAAUUAUUAUACACAUGAAAAACAUCCUAUCCGAAGUAUUAUGCGUUUACCAGUUAAGUCUAAAGACUCCAAAGAGGCUAUUGAUGGUAUUUGGAGUAUAUAUUCUGAACCAAAAGAUUUUCCGGAUGCAAAGUCUGCAUUAUCGAAAUUACUCUUAGAAAAUCCGAAUGAUGAACACAAUCGAAUUGAUGUUGUCCGAUGGUUAGCGUAUCCAACUUAUCAUCCUGUGGUAAGUGAAUACAUUGUUGGUUAUACGUUUAUAAUCUGAUAUUUGCUCACCUAUUGCCCGUCAAUGAAGGCGAUGGACGACUAAGCAUGCAUGCACAACUCGCAAUUGAUGCAGUUUCACAGACUGACCCUUCUUACUUAACACUCUAUGCGUAACCUGAUCUUGCUCAUCAGAUUAUACCAUUUAACACAGGCGACAGAAUUCAGACAUCUGUGAUCAAAGACGGCUAGCCUUAUCAUAUCUUCCACUUUCGAUAGCCACGUCUCCCAAUUCAUUCAGGGAGGACAGAGCGAACUAGUUCUCACAUUUGCACAUGUUCUUUGAUUGGAAGCCGGAUAUCACAUCUACGCCGAAAAUGAAGUGAUUCGGCGGUGUGUACCUACCGCUGAGGAGUCCCAAACCAUGCUGAUGAAACAACUGUCCAAUGGUUCUCUAACCUACGUCAGCUCAUGAUGAAAUCUUUCAACCAAUCAAACAGAAUCCCUACAAAUCAAUACUUGAAUCUGGAUUGUAUUCAGUGACUUCGCUUAAAAGGGACUGUAUCAUCCGCAUACUGUAAGUCAUCUCGAUUAUUCCUAGGUGGGAAAUGAUUCUGUAGGCCGCUAAUAUGUCAGUAAUGCGUCAGUGAAUUCUUAUUAACAAUACUGAUCCGUACACUGAACUAGGAGAGUUCAAAUUAGCUCCAGGUGUUUAUUAUCCUAAUGCUAUUGAAUUAGCUGCAUCAUGUAUGGAAAUGGCUAUCAUCGGUGGACGUAAUGUAGCUCUUAUGAUUGCCAAUGAAAGAAAGUCAUCAACUGUCAGUGAUGAAAAUACACCGUUGUACACAAAAUUAUCCAACUAUGUGAAUAGUCUGUUCUCUAAUCAAUAGUGUUUAUCUAUGAAAUCCGUGAAAUGAUGUUUUCCUUCUCUCUGUGUAUUUUUGCUUCAUAAUAUGAUUAACUUUGUAGUUUUUCAAUUAGAUGAUGAUGAGUAACACUCACGGAAACUUCCCGGUUGUCAUUUUUUGCUGUUUUGUAUCACUGGGAUUAUGAUGAAAUGAUUCAGUCCGAGUGAUUUUUGUAUGAAAUUGUACUUUCUCUUUUACCCCGUACCUUUUAUAUUCACAGUAGUGUGUUAAAGGAUGAAUUUUGUUUCAUAUCUCUAUUAGAAGAAUAUAAUUACAAAACGAAUACUGCUCAGUAGUUCUUCUUUCUUAAAUUAC